AGAAUAUAUCCUUAUUAAAAUAUUUUGAUAAUUAAUAAUGUUGCUCACCCUUGUAAAAUGGAUAAUUUUAUGGUAAUUCUCUAGUCUAGGGUAAUUCUGUGUAGAACAGUGUCAAACAACCUCAGUCAGGAUUAAAUCCUUUUAAUGACAAAAGCUUUUGGGCUCAAUUGGAAUUUGAACCGAGUACAGAGUGACAAGAAGAGAACACUUCCUCAUAUGAGUCACCCCCCCCUCCCCCCUGUGUGCAAGGAACUGGUCCAGUAAGUACCCUGUCUAAUCAGCACAAAAUCUGAAACACAAAUAUAUAUAGAGAGAGUUGUUUUCCACUGAGUCUCUCUCUCUCUCUCUCUCUCUCUCUCUCUCUCUCUCUCUCUCUCUCUCUCUCUCUCUCUCUCUCAAAUGAGGAAAUGGCUAUAGAGAGUUAGAACACUGGGUUACAGGAGUUUAAGAAAAACAUCAAGUUUCUUAAAAUGUGCAGCAUAAUAUAACAUUUAAAAUCAGGUUAGAAGUGGCAACACAAGGCCGAUGGAGCAGCAGCUGAAACAGAACAGGAAGGCCCAGACUGGAGUCUGGAAUACCAACCUGCGCACGCGCACACACAGGAACAAGCCACUCCUUUACUGGCUCACUUUCACAAUAAAGCGAGUUGCACUGCAGAGCUGUCACUUAUCUUCCUCCAAGAUGGCUGAGAGACCACAAAAGAAAUCCAAAGAAGAAAGGGUGAUCGAGUAUGUGACCAAAAGCAAUUUUGUACACAAUGCUUUCAUCCUCUUCAAGAAAGCCACUGAUAUAGUCGCUGAAUGUUUUCCUUUUUGCACACUGACGGAAGAGCAGCAGAUACUGAAGCAGAUACUGGAUCAGAUGCUGCACAGCAUCCUGUUCUCAGGUCACAUUCAUGCAAAGUACCCUGCAAAUGUCAUCUUUGAUCAUUUUGAAAUAUUGGGCGCAACGAUGACAGAUUUCCCAAAACCAAUCGAGCAAUACAAAACCCACGUGGCUCUCCGGACACCUUUCUCCUUCCUCCUGGAACUGGUCACAAAAUGCUACGGCCAAAACAAUGAAAGCACAGUGAAGAAAAAGCUGUCUCAUAUAUUACAGUGUUGUAAAAAAUCAAGUGAUGAUUACCCUCUGAUUUCCACAGUCAUAUGUAUCUGUGAGAUCAGUGGGUCCACAUACUAUGGGGCAUCUCUGUCCUGUGGAAGUGACAAAGAGCAAAACAUCAUGACUGCUGUGUCCUGUCUACAUGUUUGGCAUCCCAAAGUUUCCUCUGCUGUGACGUCUGUGUUUCCUGACGGCUCUGGAGAACCACGUAGAAUAGAACUCCCAGAUACAGUGAGCUGUAGAGCGUAUGCAAUGGAGGACCUGGGGAAUCUGAAACCACCUUGUAAACGCUGCAAUCAGCUUUAUUCUCUUCCUAAUCACACAGACCAUUUAAAUACCGCUGGUAACUGUGCUGAGACCGAGGCGAUCAGUAAUCUCCUCAAAGAAGAAGAGGAUGUGAAUGAUCAGACCACCAUCAAUGGAGGUGUUUAUGAUAAAACGGUGUUUAAACUGAAGAUGGAAGAAUACAUUAAAAACAACAUUGUUAAUAUUGAUCAUGUCUAUUUUCCCAAUUAACCUGAAGCUGUGUGAUCAUCUAAAUGAAUUUUGCUGAAGCUCUAUAAUCGUGUAACUGAAUUAUCCUGAAGCUCUACAAACGUGUAACCGUAUUAUGCUGAAGCUCUAUUCUGUAUUAUAUGAUUUUAAUGCUCUAUGAUCUUGAAUCUGUAUGAUCCUGUAUGUUUGGGAAUAGGAAAGAAGCUCUGCUUUGAUAUCAAAUAAUGAAUAAUAUAAUAAUAUAAUGCAAUAAUGAACAAGCAGCAUUUCCUCAGCAUUUUGUAUUCCAUAAAAUAAAUCAUAAAUGAUUAAUAAUA
Ictalurus punctatus (channel catfish) is the source of this 1913-nucleotide messenger RNA. RefSeq lists its product as uncharacterized. The record is from RefSeq and is a predicted model, not a curated record. Bases 526 to 1617 code for a protein of 363 amino acids. Lineage: Eukaryota; Metazoa; Chordata; Actinopteri; Siluriformes; Ictaluridae. The transcript has 5 exons.